AUGUCACAUCUCUUCAUUCCUUCUGAUUCUACUUGUAUUCCUAUGCUCUUGAAAGCAUUGAGCAUAGUUUCAGUUUCUCUACUUGCAGUGCAGAAGCCAGAUUUUUCUCCUAUGUUUUUCACUGGAAUGUUAGAGGCCAUUAUUGCUGCUCUCAUGAAUAUAUACAUCGUAGGUUUGAAUCAGAUAUCUGACAUAGAGAUAGACAAGGUCAACAAACCAUAUCUUCCUCUUGCAUCCGAAUAUUCUACUGGAACUGGUAUCUUCAUUGUUACGUCAUUUGCCAUAUUGAGUUUUUGGCUGUGGUCAGUUGUUGGUUCAUGGCCCUUAUUCUGGGCUCUUUCUGUCAGCUUUGUGCUUGGUACAGCAUAUUCCAUAAAUCUGCCUAUGUUGAGAUGGAAGAGAUCUGCUGUUGUUGCAGCAAUGUGUAUCCUCGCCGUUCGGGCUAUAAUUGUUCAAAUUGCUUUUUUCCUGCACAUGCAGACACAUGUCUUUGGACAACCAGCUAUCUUUUCCAGGCCAUUGAUUUUUGCAACUGCAUUUAUGAGUUUCUUUUCGGUGGUUAUAGCAUUGUUUAAGGAUAUACCUGAUAUGGGAGGUGAUAGGAUAUUUGGUAUCCGGUCAUUUACAGUACGACUGGGACAGAAGCGGGUAUUUUGGAUUUGUAUUUCUCUACUUCAAAUUGCUUAUGCUGUUGCCAUUUUAGUUGGGGCAUCAUCCUCCUUUCUUUGGAGCAAACUUAUCACGGUAUGUACAAUGUUGUUUGGUCAUGGUAUAUUGGCUGCAAUGCUGUGGAGAAGUGCCAAAUCUACUGAUCUUAGCAGCAAAGUUGCAAUCACUUCUUUUUACAUGUUCAUCUGGAAGCUAUUUUAUGCAGAGUAUUUGCUAAUACCACUUGUAAGGUGAUUUACAGAACGUGAUGAAGAUGAUUUUGCUCCC
This is a messenger RNA of Chenopodium quinoa (quinoa), 936 nucleotides long. Its product is annotated as homogentisate phytyltransferase 1, chloroplastic-like. Gene Ontology annotation, molecular function: prenyltransferase activity. NCBI's taxonomy places the organism in Eukaryota, Viridiplantae, Streptophyta, Magnoliopsida, Caryophyllales, Amaranthaceae. Gene Ontology annotation, cellular component: membrane. The record is from RefSeq and is a predicted model, not a curated record.